Messenger RNA from Tripterygium wilfordii, 464 nucleotides. RefSeq lists its product as uncharacterized. Lineage: Eukaryota; Viridiplantae; Streptophyta; Magnoliopsida; Celastrales; Celastraceae. The record is from RefSeq and is a predicted model, not a curated record. The transcript is spliced from 3 exons. Bases 57 to 323 code for a protein of 88 amino acids.
GGGGGUUGUUUUGUCUCUCUUCUCUCUUUCUCAAUAAUUCCACAGAUUCUAACAUCAUGGCCUCUUCAAGAUGGUUGAAGCCUGAGGUUUAUCCUCUGUUUGCAUCAGUUGGUUUGGCAGUUGGAAUCUGUGGGAUGCAACUCUUUAGGAACAUCACUGGCAAUCCUGAAGUCAGGGUAAUGAAGGAGAAGAGAGCAGCAGGAGUUCUUGACAACUUUGAAGAGGGAGAGAGAUAUGCAGAGCAUGGUCUGAGGAAGUAUGUCCGCAAUAGACCUACUCAGAUCAUGCCUAAAUUCAACGGAUUCUUCACCGAUCCAAACUAAACUUUUGACCUUGAUGAUGAUGCUCGAUGAUCAACAACUUAUAUAAUUUGCUUUUUUUCGAUUCUGCUUUUUUGUUGUGCAUGUAUGUUGUUCAAUUUUAUGAAUAUAUAUGCAGAUUUUUGAAGAUUAAUAAAGAUCAUA